CCAGCAUCCUGUGCGCGUCGACGAAGAAGGACAUCUCUCUAAAGAGGACACAGCAAGAAGCGUCCCAAGAAUCGUUUGGACGUGUAUCUGAAGCUGAUUAAAAAUGUCUGAGACUAUUGAGGAGAAGCUGAAGAACUACAGGACGGCUCCCUUUGACGCCCGAUUCCCCAACACCAACCAGACCCGCAACUGUUACCAGAAUUACCUGGACUACCAUAGGUGCAACAAGGCCCUGACAGCCAAAGACCAGGAUCUGACUCCCUGUCAGUGGUACAUGAGGGUUUAUAAGAGCCUGUGUCCCAUGAGCUGGGUUGCUAAAUGGGAUGAGCAGAUCGAAAAUGGAUCUUUCCCGGGCAGGAUCUGAAAUCUCCAACCAUUAUGGCUCAGGACAGUCAAUUGUUACUUACACCUUUACCUCUGUACUGUAGUGGACCUUACAACAUACAUGAAUUCCUUACAGCUAUCACAUCUUCGUCAUCACUAAUGUUACUUAAACUAUAAACCUAAACUAUAAACACGCACAAGUUUUUACGCUGCAUGUCAUGGUCUGAAGUUUGUUUCCAAUCUUUACUCUUCGGCAGUGUUUAAUCAAUAAAUUUAAUGCAGAUUUAAUUAAAGGGGCGUUGUUUAUUACUUAA
Seriola dumerili (greater amberjack) is the source of this 638-nucleotide messenger RNA. RefSeq names its product cytochrome c oxidase subunit 6B1-like. NCBI's taxonomy places the organism in Eukaryota, Metazoa, Chordata, Actinopteri, Carangiformes, Carangidae. The record is from RefSeq and is a predicted model, not a curated record. Bases 104 to 364 code for a protein of 86 amino acids. The transcript has 4 exons. Gene Ontology annotation, cellular component: respiratory chain complex IV; mitochondrion.